Messenger RNA from Candidula unifasciata, 546 nucleotides. Lineage: Eukaryota; Metazoa; Mollusca; Gastropoda; Stylommatophora; Geomitridae. The record is from the annotation of a GenBank genome assembly.
AUGUCUCCUCCAAAAGUCUCAUUAUUGGGGAAAGAUGCACAGAAAUGUGAAUUUGAUGAGCUACACAUACACCUAUUGUUGUUGAGACUAUAUAUUACCAUUGUUAAUGUUCUUCGCAGACAUCACCGACUGGACUGGAAAUGCCUAGCCUACAAAGGAUUACCCACCAAUGUGCAUGUUGACAGUGACAACCAGCUGAUCCACGCUUCCCAUGACCAUGAUGCUGACACCGACACCAACUCCAUGAACAUUCUCCAUGAGUACAACAGGCACCUGGUUGCAUACAAGGAUGUGGACAGUAGCACAUGCUACAUCGAUCGCCUGGACGAGACCUUUGAGGAGGGCUAUCAGCGCUGGAGGUCCUAUGAGGAAGGGCGUAACAGCUCACAGGCAUUGAAAGUCAUCAGUCAGUCCAUAGAAGUGGAAGUGCUGCAGCACAUUGGGGACAUCCACAUCUAUGCUCACUGCCAAAAUGCACAGUCAUUUUGGGUGAAGGAGAUAGACAUAAGAGAGGUGACCACUGAGAUGAGAGUCGUGUACGUGUGA